CUGUCACCCGCCAGUCAUCCCAGCCCUGAGCUGCAUGCAACAGCCAUGUCCAACAACAUGGCCAAGAUCGCUGAGGCCCGCAAGACGGUGGAGCAGCUGAAGCUGGAAGUGAACAUCGAUCGCAUGAAGGUGUCGCAGGCGGCGGCUGAGCUCCUGGCUUUCUGUGAGACGCACGCUAAGGAUGACCCACUGGUGACUCCUGUCCCCGCCGCCGAGAACCCCUUCCGCGACAAGCGACUCUUUUGCACCCUGCUCUGAGCCCUCAAGACAGCUUUAUCCUCCCCCGCCGAACCUGAGAAUAGCUGGCUACCUGCAAGAUAGCCAUUUCACAGCUGAAGGAACUGAG
Messenger RNA from Onychomys torridus (southern grasshopper mouse), 346 nucleotides. RefSeq names its product G protein subunit gamma 8 (gene Gng8). Gene Ontology annotation, cellular component: heterotrimeric G-protein complex. Gene Ontology annotation, molecular function: G-protein beta-subunit binding. The transcript is spliced from 4 exons. The record is from RefSeq and is a predicted model, not a curated record. NCBI's taxonomy places the organism in Eukaryota, Metazoa, Chordata, Mammalia, Rodentia, Cricetidae. The coding region runs from base 46 to 258 and encodes 70 amino acids. Gene Ontology annotation, biological process: G protein-coupled receptor signaling pathway.